CUUCGGGUGAGUUUCCGGAGCCAUGGGCCCAUGGGGCCUGGAGCACUCAGAUCAUGGCAAUCGGGCCCCAAGUGGCGCCGGACCUGAGCUUGUCUGUGCCGCGCCUGGCGCCGGCCGGCCCUUUGAAGGGGCAGGCGCAAGCGACGCCUCUGCGGGAGCUCCCGUUGCAGGAGGCUGCUUCCUAUGCGGAGCUCCAGCCUCGCGCAAGGCAAGAACGGCCCAGCCCAAGCCAGCCGAGUCGCGCCUGGCCGCAAGAGCCGAGCCGCGCCUGGCCGCAAGAGGUGCGCCGCGAGCGCGACGAGGGCGACGCGAUCCCACAGAUCCCACAGAUCCCGAGCCGCCGGGAGCGGGAGCGGGAGCGGGAGCGGGAGCGGGAGCGGGAGCGGGAGCGGGAGCGGCCCGAGCCUAAAGUCAGGCUUGGAAAGCGGUCCAGCUCCUCCCCAAAGCUGUCAGAGCCAAUGGUGCCGGCCGACUGGUCCGCCAGUCUGCGGCGCAAGCCCAAGCCCAAGGUUCAGCGCCCGGAGAUCUCCCAGCGGUCUCUGAGCGACCUGGUGGAACAUUUGGGGCUCGACAUGCCGGAAAUACCCACCAUGCCCACGCGGCGGGUCCCAGUCCAGCGAACCCCACUGCGGCCCCAGCCGAAGCCCAAAGCAUCGCCGUCUCCUUUCGCCCGCGAGUGGGGCGUGGAGGCUCUGUAUCCCUCGGAGCCGUCGGCUAUGCCGUUCGAGGCCUCAGAGGCGUCCGACGUCCAUGACAUGGGAUAUGCCUGGCCCAGCGACCCCGACUCCUUUGAGCCGCUCAGCUCCAUGGUUCGCUCCCUGGAGUUCCAGGUCGCGGCGCUCUUCGAGCUCAUGGAUGUGCAUUCCAUGGGCGCGGACAGCUCUGUGCUGGAGGUCAUUAACAGGACAGCUCAGUAG
This is a messenger RNA of Effrenium voratum, 917 nucleotides long. NCBI's taxonomy places the organism in Eukaryota, Dinophyceae, Suessiales, Symbiodiniaceae. The record is from the annotation of a GenBank genome assembly.